UGAAUUUCUUAGUGAAGCAGAUCUCUGUUUCCAGGGCGACCUGCGACUGCUGGAUGAAGUCAUUGCUAGGCUGCCCGUCGCCAUGGUUACCCGCGGGGGGCGGAGCCGCGGGGUGACGCGGGCGGGGGCGUGCCCGCGCUGCGCGCUCCCGCGGCCCGCUGGUUUUCCAGCGCAGAGGCGAGAAGAUGGCGGCCGUGUCGAGCGGCGGCGCAGCCGGAUCCGCUCCGGCCGGGAUCACUCACCCGAACCGAGCCGCCCCGGCGGGGAUGGGUAACCAGAGCCGGGCCCCCGCUUCCAACAGGAUCAGCAACCACAACCGAGCCCCGCAGAGCGCCGGGAUCAGUAGCCCCAGCCCCCUCCCCCCGAGCCGGGCCCCGCUCGCCCGAGUCGGAUACUAUGAGAUCGAGAGGACGAUUGGCAAGGGGAACUUCGCCGUGGUCAAGCUGGCGACGCACAUGAUCACCAGGGCCAAGGUGGCCAUUAAGAUUGUUGACAAGACGCAGCUGGAUGACGAGAACCUGAAGAAGAUCUUCAGAGAGGUCGAGAUCAUGAAGAUGCUACGACACCCUCACAUCAUCCGACUCUACCAGGUCAUGGAGACGGAACGCAUGAUCUAUCUGGUGACGGAAUACGCCAGCGGCGGGGAGAUAUUCGAUCACCUGGUGUCUCACGGGCGCAUGGCAGAGAAGGAAGCGCGCAAGAAGUUCAAACAGAUCGUGGCUGCGGUGCACUUCUGUCACUGCAGGAACAUCGUGCACCGCGACCUGAAGGCAGAGAACCUGCUGCUGGACAACAACCUCAACAUGAAGAUCGCAGAUUUUGGGUUCAGUAAUCUGUUCUCUCAAGGCCAGCUCUUGAAGACGUGGUGCGGCAGCCCCCCCUACGCGGCGCCUGAGCUCUUUGAGGGCAAGGAGUACGACGGGCCCAAAGUGGACAUCUGGAGUCUCGGAGUGGUGCUCUAUGUGCUGGUGUGUGGCGCCCUGCCCUUCGAUGGCAGCACUCUGCAGAACCUGCGUGCCCGAGUGCUGAGCGGAAAGUUCCGCAUCCCCUUCUUCAUGUCCACAGAGUGCGAGUACCUCAUCAGGCACAUGUUGGUUCUGGACCCUAGCAAGCGUCUCACAAUGGAGCAGAUCUGCCGACACAAGUGGGUGAAGCUGGGAGACCCUGACCCCGAAUUCGACAGGCUCAUCGGAGAGUGCCAGCAAUUGAAGACAGAGAGGCAGGCUGAGCCCAUCAAUGAGCAGGUGCUGCUGGCGAUGGUAGAGAUGGGACUGGACAGGGAGCGCACACUACAGUCUCUAAGGACAGACGCCUAUGAUCACUAUAGCGCCAUCUACAGUUUGCUGUGUGACCGGCUGAAGAGACACAAGACCCUGCACAUCACUCCUCCCAGCCUGCCUCGAACCAUGGGCUACCCAGCAGCCAGCAUGCAGGUACUGAGACCAGAGGGGGUUGCUGCUGGCAUUGUGUGUGUGGUAGUGUUGCUGAUGGCAGUGUGUGGUAGUGUUGCUGAUCCCAACGUGAACUUCAUGCAGAACCUGAUGCCCAUGCAAAACAUGCAGCAUGCUGCCCAGCUAGAGUACAAGGAGCAGUCUCUCCUGCAGCCCCCCACUCUGCAGCUCCUCAAUGGGAUGGGUCCUCUCGGCCGCAGGGCCUCUGACGGAGGAGCCAACAUCCAGCUCCAUGCCCAGCAGCUGCUGAAGAAACCCAGAGGGCAGUCUCCACUGGUGUCCAGCCCGCACCCAAUCCAAGCUGUGGCCCCCGUGGAUGAGGAGGGAUCAGAUGGAGAGCCGGACCAGGAGGCUGUACAGAGGUACCUGGCGAACCGAUCGAAGCGACACACGCUGGCUAUGACCAAUCCCACUGCUGAGAUCCCCCCAGACAUCCAGAGACAGCUGGGGACCCAGGCAUCACGCCAGAGAGUGUGGGCUCAGCACCUACUAGCACCAGAGCAGCACGGGCGGUCAGUCUACAAGGACUGCAACACCCUGCACCUGCCCACUGAGCGCUUCUCCCCAGUCAGGCGCUUCUCGGAUGGGGCCGCCACCAUCCAGGCCUUCAAGGCCCAUCUGGAGAGGAUGGCAACGAACCACAGCAUCAAGCAGCUCCAGCAGGAGUGUGAGCAGCUUCGGAAGAUGUAUGCUGCUUCCCUGGAUGAGCGGCUCCUGGAGCACACCCAGCACCAGCACAUCCUGUACCAGCAAGAGCAACAUCACCAGAUCCUGCACCAGCAAAUCCAGGAGUGCAUUCGCUCCACUCAGCCCUCCCCUCCUCUGCAGGCUCUGUCCAUGGGACAACACGGAGAGAACCAGCCCAGCCUGCUGACGCACCAGCUGCAGAGGCUCCGGAUCAAGCCAGCCAGCCCACCCCCCACCCACCCCAGCAACCACCUCUUCAGGCAGCCCAACCAGAGCCCCCCUCCCGGAAGCACAGGCCUGCUGCAGAGCCACGGAGCCGGCUCUCCCUCCCAGUACCAAGGCAUGUCUUCACACAGCGCUGCUUUGUUCCAGCAGUCCAGUAACAGCCCCCCUCCCCCUGGCCUGCCGCGGGUGGGCAUGGCUCCUCCCCCUUCAAACAUGCCCCGUGGUGUUUCCAUGGCGCCGGCCCCUCCCGCGCAGCAGGUGACUAUCCAGGUUCAGGAGGCAGGGGUGCCCUGUGAGGUACCCCCACACCUCCACAUCCAGCAGCAGCAGCAAAGGCAGCAGAACCUCAUGGCUUCACUGGCAGUCAGCGGGCACCGUGUGCUGGGCAAGCAGCUGAGCGCAGAUAGCGCCGAGACACACAGCAGGAGCCUGGGUCGCUUCUCCUCGUCGACGAGUUAUGACCAGACUCACCUGCACCCUCACCUGUUCCCUGAGAACGCCCGCGUGGCAGCCGGGACCUACAGCCAGGGCACUGGGCCGUUCCUGCAGGCCCCCUCGCUGAAGAUGCCCACGCUGGACCCCUUCCAGAGCUUCCAGCAGCAGCAGCAGCAGCAGCAGCAGCAGCAGGGGCAGCAGGGGCAAGGGGUCUACAUGGCAGCCUCUGCACUACAGCAGGCUCUGCUCUCUCCCACCCCUCCCGAGUACCGGCCCCAGCAGCACGUCACGCACACUCUGCAGGGGCUGCUGUCUCCCCGGCACUCCCUCAGUGGGCAAGGGGACCUGCGACUGCCCGCUGUGGACCUGGCACAGCUGCUGAAGAGGCAGGGAGGCAGAGCCCCGCAGCAGCAGCGGGACUACAGUGACAUGCUGCUGCUCAGGCACAUGAACCAUGGGGACGGGGUGGCGGGCAGGGGGUCAGUGGGGGGCUUCCAGCAGUGCCAGGACCCCUCCUCGGCAGCGUCCCCCUUCCACCACCCUAACCCCCACUCCCACCACCUGCUGCAGAUCCAGUCCCAGGACUGCCCCCCUCCCCACGCAGCCUUCUCCCCGGCUGGCCCCCCCUCUCACCCCUCCUCCCUGCAGCACUCGGAGAGCAUGGAGGAGGAGGAGAGCCCCCAGCUCCAGGGCUACCCGGACAGAUCACUGACCAAAGCGGGGUGCCAGGACAGUGCACUGCUGCUGAGCGGGGACUCGGACACACUACUGGGGGCCCCCCUGAACCCCGCGCAGCAGUACGGGGCCCCAAAUCGGCAGGGCUUCCUGCGGAGCGGCUCCAGCAGCAGAGAAUCGCUGUCAGGAGAGCGCAUGGACAGAAGGACCCCUGUGCAGGCCAUGGAGAUGCCUGAUCACAAUGGAAUGAGUUACUCACCCCGCCCGGCUGCCAGCGACCUUUACAGGACCCGCGGGUCUCUGCAGAGGCACCACACCAUCCAGAACUGCGACGAUGCCUAUGACCAGGUGGAGCCCAUGUCUGGUAUGAGCCUAUUGGCUGGGAAGGCACUUAGCUCUGCCCGAAUGUCUGAUGUCAUCCUCAGCCAAUCAUCUCUCACGGGAAGCCAGCAGUUGCAGAACCCGGAGGAUGAGGAGUGUGGGGAGGACACGGAGGACAGUCAACAGCUCAGCAGCUCCUGCUACCCCUCCUCCUGCACCAGCGACAUGCUUCUGAGCUACAAGCACCCGGACCUGCCCUACAGCAUGGAACAGGCAGGGGUGUAGCUGUGGAGAGGUGUCUCCAGCCUUGAGUUUCUAAAGGUUCAUUUCAGCCAACAGUAUCUAGCAGCAUCACGCCAAACAGCCAUUGUAUUUCUUUUCUUGUGGGAUUUCGUGGCUCCAGUCUGUACGUCAAUCUACAGUGUGUUCUAACUGCCAUGUCUGCCCGCGUCAGCUAUUCAGGAAAUUACAAGAGAGAGAGAAUCAAGGGUUUGAAAUUUAAAAAGGGAAAGAAUCCAGACCAAGCCCAGGAAUGCACAGACGUCACGUGACGGGAAAUCGGCUCUCCUGAUUGGGUGUGGAAGAUUCGGUACUCCGCCCUAUUGGUGUGGUUGGAUAACCUGCCCUCAAUCAAGUCAGGCCAAGCUGUUAUUAACCCCCCCUUACCCCCCAAGCACACACACACACACACACACACACACACACACACACACACACUGACUUACAAGUACAAACCCACUCACUCACAAUACUCCACCUACACAUGCUGUGCUCUCAGAUGCCAAAGUUCAUACGUGUGCACGUGAUGGCUGCCACACGCACAGCACACGCUGACUGAGUCUCACACACAUACAGAGCACAGCACACACUGACUGUCUCACACACACACAGAGCACAGCACACGCUGACUGACUCACACACACACAGAGCACAGCACACGCUGCUGUCUAGCAGAGGAGGCUGUGCGUGCCGUGAGGAGGCGCAGGAGAGAGGGAACAGCAGCUCGGUUUCCAGGUAAUUCCAGAGGACUCUCCUGCUGUUCUUGCCGAGGGAGCCCGAUUGCACUUCACAUGCGGACGGCAGUCAGUCUGCAUUGCAGAUCCCUGAAAGGACAGGCACAAUUUCUAAAACGUCAAGAAUUGAGGCUUGAAAGUAAGACCUCUUUUGAUCCCUCUGGGACGCUCAGAUUUCCCAGUUGAUCUCCUAACAGUGGUGCAAUACGCUUUCUGUGUCUCUCAUUGUCGUCGCCCCCAGUGGAAUUGCAUUGAUCCCAUUACGUUUGUUUCCUUUCAUAAAACCUGCUUAUAGACUUUAUAAAUGUAAAAAAAAAAAAAAAAAAAAAAGGCUUUCUUAUUUUUUUUCUACCGUUUCUUCUCUCGUUUAUGUAGGAAUUAUGAUUCUGAUUAUUGUUAUUUUCACUCUGUUCUGUAAAUGGUAUUCUAAAGGAAGUCUGUGUUUUAAGAAGUAGAUGCUGUUCUGUUUGAACUGUAACCUGCACCUUUUCUUCAAAGUAUUUCCCUCUUUGAUGACUGAUCAUUCGUGACUCCUGGUUGUUCUCCUUGUGCCAGUAACAAUGUGUUUAUGCUACCUUUCCAUUUAAACAUGUGCAUUGUAUUUGUAAAGUCAUAAUAUUCUGCUUUUGUUAUUUUAAUGAGACAGUAAUUAUCCCAAAAACGUGUUUCUGUUUUUUUUUUUUUGAUGUUUAAAAGGGAGGCUGUAAUUAUUUUUCUCUUUGAACUCUAAAUGGAACAGGCUGAUGCUUUGAAAAGCCAGUCUUAAGGGUCUUUCUGGAUUUGCACAAUGAAAGACUGGUGUGAUCUGAAGGACUUCUGGGAGUCAAUAAAACUCAGUGAACUUAAUCCUCCUCCCUCCCCUCUCCCCAGCCUGACAGAGAGGAGAGCGCUGGACAGCAAACUCAGUGAACACAUCCUCCUCCUCCUCCUCCCCUCCCCUCUCCCCAGCCUGACAGAGAGGAGAGCGCUGGACAGCAAACUCAGUGAACACAUCCUCCUCCUCCCUCCCCUCUCCCCAGCCUGACAGAGAGGAGAGCGCUGGACAGCAAACUCAGUGAACACAUCCUCCUCCUCCUCCUCCCCUCCCCUCUCCCCAGCCUGACAGAGAGGAGAGCGCUGGACAGCAAACUCAGUGAACACAUCCUCCUCCUCCCUCCCCUCUCCCCAGCCUGACAGAGAGGAGAGCGCUGGACAGCAAACUCAGUGAACACAUCCUCCUCCUCCUCCUCCCCUCCCCUCUCCCCAGCCUGACAGAGAGGAGAGCGCUGGACAGCAAACUCAGUGAACACAUCCUCCUCCUCCCUCCCCUCUCCCCAGCCUGACAGAGAGGAGAGCGCUGGACAGCAAACUCAGUGAACACAUCCUCCUCCUCCUCCUCCUCCUCCCUCCCCUCUCCCCAGCCUGACAGAGGAGAGCGCUGGACAGCAAACUCAAUAAACACAUCCUCCUCCUCCUCCUCCCUCCCCUCUCCCCAGCCUGACAGAGAGGAGAGCGCUGGACAGCAAACUCAGUGAACACAUCCUCCUCCUCCUCCUCCUCCUCCCUCCCCUCUCCCCAGCCUGACAGAGAGGAGAGCGCUGGACAGCAAACUCAGUGAACACAUCCUCCUCCUCCUCCCUUUACUGGGUUCUUUAUUAGAAUACCACACACACUGUAAGCACUGCACAGGAGUCGCACAGUACAACAGCAAGCUAGACCACAGCCUUGUUCUGCAGCUGUCGCCCGCAGAGCGUCUCCGUUCGUCUGCUCCAGCAGUUGCUUUGUACCACUGUGCUCAGUACACGCAGUCUGUGUUCAGUGUGUAUUCAUUUUCUUUGCUCGGUUUCUGCUGUUUUUUUUUUUUUUUUUUUUUUCUGAAAUGUUGGAAGUAUUUUAUUUUUAUUCCCUUUUGUUUAUGUUGGAUUUAAAAUAAAUUUUAAAAAAAAAGCAUCUCCAGUGCUGUCUAGUCCGAUGUUUGGAUCACUUUCAAGUCGUCUUUUAGUUGGCAAGCGGGAUCAUGAUGAAUAAAGUGCAAUUCCAACCUC
This is a messenger RNA of Polyodon spathula (Mississippi paddlefish), 6831 nucleotides long. RefSeq names its product SIK family kinase 3 (gene sik3). Gene Ontology annotation, cellular component: cytoplasm. The transcript has 23 exons. The record is from RefSeq and is a predicted model, not a curated record. Gene Ontology annotation, biological process: intracellular signal transduction; protein phosphorylation; microtubule cytoskeleton organization. NCBI's taxonomy places the organism in Eukaryota, Metazoa, Chordata, Actinopteri, Acipenseriformes, Polyodontidae. Bases 186 to 4079 code for a protein of 1297 amino acids. Gene Ontology annotation, molecular function: protein serine/threonine kinase activity; ATP binding; tau-protein kinase activity.